GUUCUUCACUGGCCAAAGCGAACGACACGGCGGAGCAUAAAAAUUUUCGCUCUGCGAUUAUUUAACUUAAACCAAAAUUGCUUAAAAAGCCCUUGCAAUAAAUUAGUAAUUAACGACCAUGGCCUGCAAUGCCAGUAAGACGCAUCUAUUGCGUGCUAUCGCUAAACGAGGCUAUGCGACCUCUCCCCGGCCAGUGGGUGAUGCCUCCGCCAUCAAUGUGAAUGUGCUGGAAAACAAAUUGGUGGUAGCCACUGCCGAUGCCACUCUGCCCGUUUCCCGUGUGUCCAUCGUGUUGGGGGCUGGUUCCCGCAAUGAAGCCUAUGAUGCUUUGGGGGCUUCACAUCUGCUCCGUUUGGCCGGUGGCCUGAGUACCAAGAAUUCAACUGCUUUUGCCAUUGCCCGUCAUAUCCAACAAGUCGGUGGCAACCUAACCACCUGGGGUGAUCGUGAGGUUGUUGGUUACACUGUGGAAACCACUGCCGAUAAUGUAGAAACUGGUCUGCGCUAUCUCCAGGAUCUGUUGCAGCCUGCCUUCAAGCCCUGGGAGCUUAAGGAUAACAGCAAAACCUUGCUUGAUCAAUUGAGUGCUGUGACCACUGAGCAACGCGCCAUUGAGCUGGUUCACAAGGCUGCUUUCCGUUUGGGACUGGGUAAUUCGAUUUAUGUGCCACGUUUCCAGUUGGGUAAUCUCUCCACAGAGACUCUGCUGCACUAUGUGGCCAAUAACUAUGCACCCAGUCGCGCAGCUGUUGUCGGUGUGGGCAUUGACAACAAUACUUUAUCCGGUUUCGCCCAAACCCUGGAGUUCCCCACUGGCAGCGGCAGCGGCAAAGCUUCAUCGGCCAGCUACUAUGGCGGUGAUGCUCGCAAGGACACAGCCGGUCAUCGGGCCACAGUGGCUGUUGCUGGUCUAGGUGGAGCCGCCUCAAAUCACAAAGAGGCUCUGGCCUUUGCCAUUCUGGAGCAAACUGUUGGUGGCGUAGCAGCCACCAAGCGUGGCAAUUCCGCUGGAGUUUUUGGUGAGGCUGCUAGCUCUGCUGGUGGUUCAUCCACGGUCAAGGCUUUGAAUGCUUCCUACUCGGAUGCUGGUCUCUUUGGUUUCGUUGUCUCUGGCGACAGCAAGGAUAUUGGCAAGACUGUUGACUCUUUGGUGCGUGCCUUGAAAUCAGGUUCCGUGUCCGAGAAGGAUGUGGCUCGCGGCAAGGCUCUGCUAAAGGCUCGCGUUUUGGCCAAAUACUCAUCCGACUCUGGUCUGAUUAAGGGCAUCGGUCGUCAGGCUGCUCUCACCAGAACCGUAUUGGAUGCCGACACACUGAUUGCUGCCAUCGAUGGUAUUUCACAACAACAGGUUCAGGAAGCCGCCAAGAAGGUGGCCAGCUCCAAGCUGUCAGUGGGCGCCAUUGGAAAUCUGGCGAAUGUCCCAUAUGCAUCCGAUUUGGCUUAAGUAGAUCAAUGGAUUCAUAGGAUCCCCCUCCUUCAAUUGUAAAGAAUAAAACAAAACAAAAACACAAAACCUAAACGAUAACAAACACAUAAAAACAAAAAUAUAUAAAUAAAAUUCUGUUGGAAUUCAAGGAUCGUA
Molecule: messenger RNA, 1582 nt
Organism: Drosophila willistoni
Lineage: Eukaryota; Metazoa; Arthropoda; Insecta; Diptera; Drosophilidae
Gene: UQCR-C2
Product: cytochrome b-c1 complex subunit 2, mitochondrial
Exons: 4
Coding region: 119-1444 (441 amino acids)
Cellular component (GO): mitochondrion
Molecular function (GO): metal ion binding
Source: RefSeq, a predicted model, not a curated record